Stegastes partitus (bicolor damselfish) is the source of this 2258-nucleotide messenger RNA. Its product is annotated as leucine zipper putative tumor suppressor 2 homolog. NCBI's taxonomy places the organism in Eukaryota, Metazoa, Chordata, Actinopteri, Pomacentridae. The record is from RefSeq and is a predicted model, not a curated record. Bases 25 to 2109 code for a protein of 694 amino acids. The transcript is spliced from 5 exons. Gene Ontology annotation, biological process: negative regulation of canonical Wnt signaling pathway; cell division.
GAGUGACCCCUCUGAGCCGCCACCAUGGCCCUGGUUCAGGCUCUGCCCAUAUCUGCUGAGCCCCACAGCUCCGGCCUGAGCGGAGGAGCUCGCAGACGUCACCCCUCCGGCCCGUCGCCCCCCAUCAACCCGCCGCCCUCCACCCUGGAUCCGAUGGGCUCUGUCAGCAGCCUCAUCAGCGCCCGGCCCGGCCCCUACCAGGACCACCGCUCCGGCGUGGAGCUGGGAGCCAGAGGCCGACGGCCCACGCCGGGAGCUUCCUGCCUGGGCCCCGAGUCGCCCCAGGACCCGCUGCUGCAGAGCGUCCCUCCGCUGAAGAAGCAGAGCUCCACAACCAGCAGAGGGCUGGAGAAGGAGGGCGGCAACGGGAACUACACGUACGUGAACGAGGACUACGUAGGCGACUGGAACGAUAACCACGUGACACCGGGCAGUCCAGGAAGUGACGCAGAUGAGGUCAAAGACGGAUCAGGGUUGAAUGGAAACCUGGGGGGGCCUCCUCCAAAACUGAUCCCAGUGUCAGGAAAACUGGAGAAGAACAUGGAGAAAACAGUGCUGCGGCCCACUGCCUUCAAACCCGUCAUUCCCAAGAGCCGCACCUCGAUGCAAUAUCUGUCUCCUCGCCAUUGUGCCAACGCACCAGAAAGCCAAAACAACCUGAACCUGCUGAGCCCCACCCACAGAGAGGUGUCGCCCUCCUGCUCUGAGAAGCGCAGCUCCUACAGUGGCGGCCGGAACGUCGGCGGCAGCAGUCAGUCCUGCUCACUGUCCGACUCGGGCCGCAACUCGCUGUCAAGCCUGCCGCCUUACAACAACGCCGGCUACGGCCUGGCGUCCGGUGAGGCCUCGGCCGGCCACCUGGAGCCCAUGAAGAGCGCUCCGCCGGUCAGCGCGCAUGGACACUCCAACUCUGACAGUGGCCGAUCAUCCUCCAGUAAGAGCACUGGCUCCGGGUCGCUAAGCGGCCGGGGGCAGCCUCUGUCGGACAGCGGCUCCAGCGGUCGCUCUCCUGGACCAGUGGAGGGUUAUGAAGGUGUGGUGAGGGACCUGGAGGACAAACUGAGAGAGAGAGAUCUGGAGCUGCAGCAGCUCAGAGACAACCUGGACGAGAACGAAGCUGCGAUUUGUCAGGUUUAUGAGGAGAAGCAGAAGCGCUUCGAGCUGGAGCUGGAGGAGCUGAGGCAGGGCUGUGCCACCAGGAUGCAGGUCGCCUCCCAGAAGGCCCAGCGCGCUCAGCAGGUGCUUCAGCUGCAGGUUUACCAGCUCCAGCAGGAGAAGAAGAAGCUGCAGGAGGACUUUGCUCAGCUUCUGAAGGAGAGGGAGCAGCUGGAGGAGCGCUGCACCUCCUACGAGCAUGAGAAGAUCCAGCUGGGGCCUCGACUGGAGGAGACCAAGUGGGAGGUGUGUCAGAAGUCGGGGGAGAUCUCGUUGCUGAAACAGCAGCUGAAGGAGGUGCAGGGUGAGUUGGCUCAGCGUGUUGGGGAGAUCGUGUCGCUGCGAGGUCAACUCAGAGAGACUCGCGGCGAGCUGACCAACACCCAGGUGCAGCUCCAGGAGGCCCAUGGCACAACCCGAACACGGACCCUGGAGCUGGAGGUGUGCGAAAACGAGCUCCAGCGUCGCAAGAGUGAGGCGGAGCUGCUCAGAGAAAAGGUGGCGCGUCUGGAGGGAGAGCUGGCUCAUCUCAGAGAGGCUCUGGCCAAUCAGGGGCCAGGAAACAGACAGUGUCAGGUGUUCCAGGAAGCCGAGGAACACCUGCUGGCCUACGAGAGCGAUGAGGCCAAGGCCCAGCGGCAGAGCAGCUCUGAAGCCCUGCAGAACAUGAAGGUGCAGAUGGACAGGAUGAGGUCCGAGUUGGCCUUCGAGCGUCAGAGGGCCGAGCAGCAAACGGGAAGCUUCGAGGAGGAGCGAAAGAUUUGGCAGGAGGAGAAGGACAAAGUGAUCCGCUACCAGAAGCAGCUGCAGCAGAACUAUGUGCAGAUGUAUCGCAGAAACCGAGAGCUGGAGCAGCUUCUGCAGGAGCUCAGUCUGGAACUGGAGAGCAGAGAGGACGACGAGGGCAGCGGUAACGAGAUCAACUUUGAUGAGAUCGCGGCGACAGAAAUCUGAUCCUCUUCUGUCCAUUUUUUUUUAUUUUUAAUUUGCACUACUGUCAGCUCAAUGUUUCUCCUACGCGUCACAGAUGUGAUCUCGUGUUGUCCCGACGGAAAUGGUCUGUUUGUUGAAGUCUCAAAAUAUCAAAACGUGCAGCCACAUUA